UUCAGCCUCACCUUUACCACGUCUCGCAUCCUCGACGUCGAACAGAACUCACAAACCGUACACGAAACACCUUUUCAAUGGCACGCAUGCAGUCGAAGAAACAUCGUCGUCUCUUGGAUUUUGGAAAGCCACCCGGUUCUGCGCCUAGCCAUCUGACGUCUCAAGGCCCUUCUCAGGCUCCGCUAGGGAGUCCUACCCUUGAUAUGGAAACUUCGAGCAGCGCAUCCAAGGGAGGGCUUGCCAAGAUCAAGCGCUUCUUCCAUCGGAACUUCCAAAGUCAUCAAACCACUGCGACGGAGAGGGCCCAUACAAAUACCGAUGUGGGUCCUCUGGAGCAAAUGGAACAAUCACCGGCGCCUGGAACAGAGGUCACCCAACGGCCAGCCGACGAGACUCAGUCAGCACCCGUAUCAGCUGCGGUUGGACAAGAUGUCGAUGCCGCGGUGAAAGCAUUCCAUGACAUUAAUCCUAUUUGUCGCAUCGGAUGUGGUGUCAUCAGUGUCAUCGACGACGCCAAUACCCAAUUCACGGAAAUCGAAAACUUCAGCGAUACGUAUCUCAAACCUUUCAAAGUUUUCAAUGAAAUCGUUACUACUCUUUCCAACGUUCACCCUUAUGCCAAGAUUGCACUGGGAAUCUUGUCCGCCGCAUCCAAUUUGCUUAUCAGCCAAGCUAAUCGAGACGCAGCAGUAUCCAAUCUGCUGAAUAAAAUCAGGAAUACCUAUGAAUUCCUUGCGGAAGAUGACACCAUAAAGAAUAUCGAGAACAUGAAGGAUACCCUUGCAAUGAUCGCGCGGGUGAUAAGUGACUCUGCACAAUUUAUCAAAGACUAUUCUGAAACGAAGAGUUUCUGUACGUCUUAUUUUCGUAUAGUCCCAGUGUGUCGAUGCGAUACGUACGUUUUCAGGGAAAAGAAUGGGGAAAAACAUUUUAUCUGAAACGCAGACCAUUGUCGAUGGUCACAUCAAAACCCUAGAUGACUUGAUGCAGCAGUACCGCGACCGCACGAUCCGGAACAUUCACAUCAACGUGACUCGCGUAUUCGAGGAUUUGAACCUCGAUGGCAUGGCUUACGCAGGCGGGGCUGGCCUGAACACGACCAAGAGAUGCCUUGAUGGUACGAGGACCGAGAUUUUACAGCAGAUUAUUAGUUGGAUUACCAGUCGUGACGUCGA
This is a messenger RNA of Pisolithus orientalis, 1175 nucleotides long. RefSeq lists its product as uncharacterized. Lineage: Eukaryota; Fungi; Basidiomycota; Agaricomycetes; Boletales; Pisolithaceae. The record is from RefSeq and is a predicted model, not a curated record. Bases 78 to 938 code for a protein of 286 amino acids. The transcript is spliced from 5 exons.